AUGGAGGCAACUUGGUUCUCUCGCCGCCUGAACACGCUUCCGGCGAGGCGGUUUUUGGCGACCCCACCUCGUACCACCGGCGACAAGAAAACGACGGGGAGGAUUAUUAUUGCGGCGGCGAGAAGGGGAGAUAAUCAUCAAGAUCACCGCAACAAGAUGGUGGACGAGAACAUGAUAGUGCUGAGACUGAGGAUUAAGGAGAUGAAGGCGUUGGAGGGCGACGACGGCGACCGGACGGCGGAGAUGCAUUGGAUGGGAUGGGAAAAGGAGUACGUGAAACAUUACAACGAGGAUAUUUGUGAAUUCAUAGGUUUGUUGCAGAGGUUUUUGAUGGAGAAUAGGCCGGCGUUGGGUUUGGGGUUGAUGGCGGUGGUUCUUGGCAGUGUGUCGUUGUCAACUUUUGUUGUAAUCAUGCAUGCCAUGGAGAUGGCCAAGGGAUUACUGUCUCACCUUAAUUAA
Messenger RNA from Ipomoea nil (Japanese morning glory), 459 nucleotides. RefSeq lists its product as uncharacterized. The transcript has a single exon. The record is from RefSeq and is a predicted model, not a curated record. NCBI's taxonomy places the organism in Eukaryota, Viridiplantae, Streptophyta, Magnoliopsida, Solanales, Convolvulaceae. The coding region runs from base 1 to 459 and encodes 152 amino acids.